Messenger RNA from Bursaphelenchus okinawaensis, 1004 nucleotides. NCBI's taxonomy places the organism in Eukaryota, Metazoa, Nematoda, Chromadorea, Rhabditida, Aphelenchoididae. The record is from the annotation of a GenBank genome assembly.
AUGAGAGGAGCCAUCAUUAAGCUGCAUAAAGAAGGAAGAAGGCAAUGUGAUAUUGCGAAAUCGUUAAAUAUCGGAAAAGCUACAGUAUCCAAAGUGGUCAGACGGUAUGUAGAGCUUGGACAUGAUGAUGACAGACCUAGAAGUGGCCGUCCAGCAACUGUAAACACCCGCGCCAACAGACAGUGGACCAAGAAGCGAUUCAUGCGUAACCCAAGGACUCCGUACGUAAAAUAGCACGAGAGGCCGGUCUGAAAGAAACUUCACUUUGCCGUAUAGUCAGAAAGAACUUGAAGAUGAAGCCGACAACCUCAAGAAAGUUCAGAAACUUACUGAUGAAAACAAAAAAGUACGGUUUAAAAGAAGCAAAACUCCGAUACACCGGGCCGCUAACGGAAAUUGGGAGCGCAUUUUCUUCACUGAUGAGACGAUAUUCACGUUGGAACAGGCACACAAACCCUCAAAAUGACAGGCAUUACUCUACUGAGCCUCCUAGAGACUUGGCCAUCGUCGAACACCGUCAACACCCUCGGGGCAUUAUGGUUUGGGCAGGAGUAUGCACCUCGGGCAAAACUUCCUUGAUUUUUGUUGAUAAAGGAGUAAAAAUCAAUAAAGAAGUGUACCAAAAGGACAUUCUGGAAGCCGUAGUACUUCCUUGGUCCCGAGAACACUUCAAGAACACCAAAUGGACGUUUCAACAGGAUUCUGCUCCAGCCCAUAAAGCCAAAACAACACAGGAGUGGUGUCGGACCCAUUUUCCGGUCUUUACCACCUCAGCUGAAUGGCUUCCGUACUCCCCCGAUCUCAACCCAAUGAAUUACAGUAGUUGGUUGAUAUUGGAGGCAAGGGUGUGUUGUAGAAGACACCAAACUUUGGAGUCUUUGAAACAAGCAUUGAUCGAAGAGUGGGACAAACUUUCGCCUCAGGACCUGCGGCCCAUCGCUGAAAACUUUGUGAAGCAUUUACGCCUCUGCGUAGCGGCAAAGGGGGGCCACUUCGAAACCUGA